AUGAUGUCAGAUAAGAACACCGGUGGCGUGCCGUCGCGGGGGAACAGCGAGGACGCCGACUCCCUGAGGAGCGUCCUCAACGGCUACAUGACAACGAGCAACGCCACCACCAACACGGACGCCAGCAGCGUGGCAGCGACAACGACCACUACGACAACGUACAGCGAUCCCGACCCGUCCACGUCGGCAACAACACCGGUGGCGCAGCACGAUGGGCCGCAGUGGAAAGCCGUGGCCGAGGCGUGGAGGUGCAGGGCCAAGCGUCGGCUCUCCACCGGUAUCCCGUCUCUAAGGCCAACGAUGACGUCGACACUCCGGCGCUUCAGCAUCCGCAGGCCGAACCACGGCGAGGUGCAAGAGUUCUGCGUACUCAAGCCAUCCCUCCGCACUUUCUCCCUCGCCGAGCUCAAGAAUGCCACGCGCAACUUCAGCAAAGAGAACGUGGUGGGCAGGGGAGGGUUCGCGAAGGUGUACCGGGGCAGUCUACCUGGCGGGGAGCUGGUGGCGGUGAAGAAGCUGACAGCGAUGCAGGGCAGGGUCCGGAUGGAGGGCUUCCUAUCGGAGCUGGGCCACAUCGUGAACGUGAGCCACCCUAACAUCGCUAGGCUCGUGGGCGUGGGCGUCGACGGCGGCGAGCACCUCGUGUUCCCGUCCUCCCGCCUCGGGUGCCUCUCCAGGAUGCUCCAUGGCAGCGGCGGCACAACACCGAUGCCGUGGGAGGCGAGGCACAGGGUGGCCAUGGGCACGGCGCGUGGGCUGGAGUACCUCCACGAGAGGUGCGCUAGGAGGAUCGUGCAUCGGGACAUCAAGCCUGCCAACAUCCUCCUCAUGGACAACUAUGAGCCCCUGAUAUGCGAUUUCGGCCUUGCAAGGUGGCUGCCGGCGAAGCUGACACACCUCCAGGUGACCGUCUUCGAAGGCACAUUCGGGUACGUGCCGCCGGAAUACACGACGCACGGCGUGUUCAGCGAGAAGACGGACGUGUUCGCCCUCGGUGUCGUGCUGCUCGAGCUCCUCACCGGCCGCCGCGCCAUCGACGCCGCUAAGCUCAGCCUCGUUUCGUGGGCAAAGCAGUUCCUCGACGGCGAAGACGAAGACGAGAUCCCGAAGAUGGCCGACCCUGCGCUGGGCGGCCGGUACGACGUUGAGCAGCUCCGCAACAUGGCACGGGCGGCCAAGCUCUGCAUCCACAGUUCCCCUGACCUUAGGCCACAGAUGAGCCAGGUCGUGCAAAUACUUAGAGGAGUGGGGGAGCCGCGACGGAGUGACGAGGGACACAAGAGGACCGACCAGCCUAGUGCGAUGCAGGAAACAAACGGCUACGAUGCAGCGAGAUACAUGGAUGAUCUGAGCCGUCAUAAGGCGCUCGCCUUCGACUUUCAGAAGGAAUCCACGUCGCUAGCAUUCAUAGAACAUGUUGAUUCUUGA
Phragmites australis (common reed) is the source of this 1428-nucleotide messenger RNA. Its product is annotated as receptor-like cytosolic serine/threonine-protein kinase RBK2. Lineage: Eukaryota; Viridiplantae; Streptophyta; Magnoliopsida; Poales; Poaceae. Gene Ontology annotation, molecular function: ATP binding; protein kinase activity. The coding region runs from base 1 to 1428 and encodes 475 amino acids. Gene Ontology annotation, biological process: protein phosphorylation. The transcript is spliced from 6 exons. The record is from RefSeq and is a predicted model, not a curated record.